CGUUGUGUGUUCGUAUGUGUGUGUGUGUAUUAUAAAAUCAACCAACUUAUUCUCCACAACAUAGCUGGGGGCCAUUUGGAUCUCUUCGGGACGGGACUCUCCAGUUAAUAUGUGAUACUCGAGAUGUUAUAAACGUACUGGUGCCGUGCCUUAAAGCUAUAUCGACGUUGUCGUCAUCUUUUAUGUCUGUUCUGUUCUCGUUGUUCUUGUCGUCGUUCUUGUCGCCAUAUCGUCGUCGUCGUAGUCGUCAUCAUCGUCAUAGAUGCGAACUUUUUUUUGUUUUUGUUUCUGCCUUCUUAAAUUGAAUCCAAGAAAUGUGCCUUCUGAAGGAACCAAAAGAAACAAAUGUAACACAACUUAGUUUCUCCUUCUUUUAAUGUAAAUAAAUGCGUGCAAUUUAUUUUGCGUCUGCAUUCAAGUUCAAAUCAAAACUAUGUCUGCUUUUUUUACUACAAAGUGCGAGUGCUAGAAUUCAACGAGUAUAUGAUAUGGAAGAAUAGUUUGAAUGGUGUUGAAAAAGAAUCGUGCAACAUUUCGACGACGAGACAUCCUUAUUUGUAAGAAACAACUUAAAAACAAGCUAAUGCAUAUUUAUUGAAGCAAUUAAGUAAUUAACAGCUUCUAUCAGCGAGAAAGAAAGAUAUCAAUAAUUUAAACCACACAACACACAACUACCGUUGGGCAAUAAAAUUAAUUUAAAAUCGAAUUCGAAAUCGAUAUUUUUGUGUUCAAACAAGCAGGCGAGCAGACCGAGAGCAAAUAGUUUAUAUGCGAGUAUUAUUGAGCCAAUGGCCUGUGAUAAUGUCAAGAACACUCGUGAUUUAUUAGUUCUGCGUAUUCAACUAUAAUUGCCUCACUAAUAAUAAUAAUAACUCUAGAGUACAGGUUUUGAGACAUUUUUAUUACAAAACAACAACAACAAAAAGAAAAAUAAAUCGAUAAAACAACUAUUACAAUAUAGUGAACCACCUCGUCUCCUAGUCCUCCUUCAUAUACAUAUAUACUUACUUCAUAUAUCCACCUUCGCCUCCAACUUCAAUUCCAUACUAAAGAACCAAACCGAUCCGAACCGAACCGCCAACACGCCAAACAACACUAUGCCGGCCUAUAGCCAUAACAAUCACGCUAAUAACAGCCUAGGUGGUAAUUCUGGUGACUUAGAUCCAUACGCUUUAAAACAAGUUCUUUUAAAAAACAAUUUAGAUUUUCUGCAACUGCAGUCUUCUGCAUUAACAACGAGUAGUGUUAAUGUUGAUAUGUCAUCGAGCAGCAAUAAUAACAAUAACAACAACAACAUUGACGAUGAAGAUAACAACCAUCAACAGCAUCAUCACCAACAACAACAACAUUGCUCUUCAUUGAAUGUGAUUCUUAAGAAUACAAUUGAAAUAAUAAAAUCGUCCCAACAGCAGCAGCAACAGCUUCAGCAUCAGCAGCACCAUCAUCCUCAACAAAACUGUCAAGUUAAGAAUUCUCGUGAUGAUGUUAAAGGGAACAAUAAUGUUAUAGAACACAACAACAACAACAUGACCAAUGACAUUGUUGGUAAUAAUGGAAGUGACAUAAUGAUCGCAAAUAAGACGUUUAAUGAAGGAAUGGCCAACAUUGGCAAUGUGGUGCGUGAUAAUGAGCCAAGUAUUACUGGUGGUGCCACUGCCACUGCCACAUCUUCUUCAUCGUCUUCUUCUACCACAAUCGAUGAAAUAAUGACACAAGACGAUGUUAAUGAUUGUUCGGCAGUGGUAAGCAGUGUUAAUGGUAUUAACAAAUCACAAUGCAUGAGCGAUCGGAAUAACAAUAAUAAUAAUAAUGGAAAUGGAAAUGGCAAUGGCAAUGGAAAUGGAAAUGUUAUAUCAUCAGAGUUGGCAAUUGGCAGGACAAAUAGUUUAAGUCCAUCGGUUAAUAGCGGCGCCAAUAUCAUGGAUGAUGGGCAAUCAUCAUCGGUAGUGGUGACGGCAGCAGUUGCAGUGACAACGGAUGAAGAUGAUGCUCGUUUGCAAUUGUCACAUUUGCUGGGGGGCAAUCGACAGAAUAACUCGUUGGAUGUUCAUUCCAAUGAUAUCGAUGAACGCUUGACUAGUCAUGGGAGUAUAGGACUGUCAAGUGGCAGUCCGGCUUAUACAACACACACUGGCGGGCAUACGGGACGUGGCGGACCAACUGGUGCCCAUGGAGGACACGGUGGAUCGCAUGGCUCUGCCGCAUCAAUGCAUCAUCAAUCAUUGCAAUCGGACUUCCAACCACCGUAUUUUCCGCCGCCGUUCCAUCACGCAACACAGAGUCCGCCUCAGCAACAGUUACCUGCCUAUUUACAGAAUCAUGGUGCUCUAGAAUAUUUAGGAACCGAUCCAUAUGGCCAACCUUUAUCAUCAUUACAUCAUGCUCCUCUACAUCAUUACAAUCAAUUAGCUGGGUUAAGAUCAACGCAGGAUCAACUUGGCAUACAUCGAUCACAUCGAGAUGCCGAACUCCAGGGACAUGUGACACAACUUUCGCAUGGAUUUCCCUACACAGAUAGACGCGGUGAUUAUGGAAGUGCAAUAAGCGGUGCUGGAGGUCACGGUGGAAGGCUGGGACAUGAACAUGAUCCUUUGGCAUUACAUCAAGCACUUCAGAAUGCCGUUGAUGAUGGACAAAAUGCCGGAAUGGAUGACAAUGUGGCAUUUAUGUCGGACUUGCCGUUAAUAAAAAGCAUUAAAAGUGGCAAAGAUGUCGGAAAUAUUGGAUCAGGUUCACCUAGUGAAGUAUUUUGUGCAGUACCCGGACGUCUUAGCCUUUUAUCAAGUACAUCGAAAUAUAAAGUCACAAUUGCCGAAGUACAAAGACGACUAUCACCACCUGAGUGUCUCAAUGCCUCAUUGUUAGGAGGUGUUUUACGAAGAGCUAAAAGCAAAAACGGAGGACGUCUUUUAAGAGAAAAGCUGGAAAAAAUUGGUUUAAAUUUACCAGCUGGUAGAAGAAAGGCUGCCAAUGUAACAUUGCUAACAUCUUUAGUCGAAGGUGAAGCAACACAUUUGGCAAAAGAUUUUCAAUUUGUAUGUGAAACAGAAUUUCCCGCCCGACAAUUAGCUGAAUAUAUUGUAAGACAUCAAACCGAGCCUCAAGAAUCUUAUAGACGAAAGGAGCUUUUGAUGCAUUCACAACAGAUUACGAAGGAACUGAUGCAAGUACUUAGCCAAGAUAGAACAACACAAUAUGGUACAAGGUCACAACAUCUGCUAGAGCCAUCAAUGCAACGCCAUCUAACGCAUUUUUCAUUAAUAACACAUUCAUUUGGAUCUCCCGCCAUUAUGGCUGUACUUCAUGCAUUCCAGAACUUCCUAAAUGAAUCCCUUAAUUAUUUAGAUAAAUUAUAUCCUCCAAAUGGUGGUGGUAUGGUAUCGUCUUCCUUAGACAAAAACAAAAUGGACAGCGAUAAAAAAUGAUAAAACGCUCCUUCCUGUGUUUCAUCACACUUCUGAUAUAUAGAAAUUUUGAAAUUUAUGAUGUAAAUACAACAAAAACAACAACAACAACCAAAAACGCCACGAGACGUUUUGCUUAUUUUUUUUGUUUUUAGUAAAACAUAAAAAUAUUACAUCGAUUUUUCAUUUUUUUUUUUCGUUUUUCUAGACAUUGUUGUAAAAUUAUUACUUGCUAUAUAUAUUAUAUAUAAAUAUAUUAAAAAAUACGUAAUUUAUAUUUAUUAACAAAAAAAAUAAAAAAACAAAAAAGAAUCUUUAAUAAUCACAUUCCAAGACACACGACUAGCUUAAAAUAAAUUAAUGCAUAUUAGAUAGAUAAGUUGUAGGUACUUAUUUCCAACAAAAUAAAAAAGAUUAAAAACUUUAUAAAAAAAGGCUCUAGAACUUCAUAAACAUUAAUGAAUUCUUAGCAAACAAUUGUUUUAUUUUGUAUAAAAUAUGGGCAAAUGUUUAUACACACUCUCUUAUAUAAAAACAAAAUGAAAAACAAAUAAAAUUCUUAUAAAUAAGAAAUCAUUAAAAAUGUUUUGUGAUAUAAAUAGUAUUUUAAUUUAAAUUGUAAAUUAGUUAUCAAUGUAAAAAAUCAGAAAAAAAACAAAAAAAGUAUAUUAUUAAAAUUAAGUAAAAACAAUAAACAAACCGGAAUAUAAAUUAUUAUUUAUUAUUUUUUUUUUAUUUCGUACAAAAAUCUUGUUAUUCAAGUAUAAAAUAUUCACACAAAAUGUUGCAUUUAUUUAAUUUUUAAGAUUAUUAUAUUAUAUAUUUAUUAAAACAAAAAGCUUGAGUUCUAUGUAGAUUAUAAACAAAAAAAGCACAAUAUUAUAUUUCUUCAUAAUACUUUUUGAAUUGUUAUUAUUAAAAAUAAAAACAAAAAACAUGGUUGUAAUGUGCCAAAACGGUUUGCCAUUCAAUUAGCUGUUAUAUUCCAUUACUUUUGCCAUAAUCCUUUUCUAUAUUGAUAACAUGGAAUAAAUACUCAAUUUAACUGUAAACUUCACACCACCAUCAAUUUAAACAAACAAAUUUUCAAGAGGCUUUUUCAUAAAUAUUAUUUUUUUAUAUUUCUUUUAUAUUUUUAAUUGCCACAAAUAAAAAAAGGUGCUUUGAUGUCCUUUGAAUUUAGAAAAACACACGACUCACAAAAAUCUCCAUCAAUUCUUGCCAUUUUUUUAAAUAAUAAAAUUAACACAAAAACAUUUCAAAUUAGCCAUAGAAAUAUAAGAAAUAAAAAAUAUUAAAACAAAAUAAUAAAAAAAAAACUUAGCUAAAAAAUCAAAUAAGAAAAUUAUUAUAAAUAUAUGUGAAUAUUUGCGAAAAGAUUUUAUUUUCCAAAAUAAAAAAAAAAAAUAAGAAGUAAAUAUGUAAAGCAUUUCUGUAAAAAAUUGUAAAUUAUAAACUAAAUUAUAAGUAAGCUGAAGCAUUUAAAA
Molecule: messenger RNA, 4891 nt
Organism: Eupeodes corollae
Lineage: Eukaryota; Metazoa; Arthropoda; Insecta; Diptera; Syrphidae
Gene: TfAP-2
Product: transcription factor AP-2-epsilon
Exons: 8
Coding region: 1098-3425 (775 amino acids)
Biological process (GO): regulation of transcription by RNA polymerase II; anatomical structure development; regulation of cell population proliferation
Cellular component (GO): nucleus
Molecular function (GO): RNA polymerase II transcription regulatory region sequence-specific DNA binding; DNA-binding transcription factor activity, RNA polymerase II-specific
Source: RefSeq, a predicted model, not a curated record